AUGUCUUCGCACUAUGACAACACCCCAGCUUACUACACCGUCGAAGAAUACGAGCCCGAGAGUAUCAAAGUCGACCCAAAAGACUUCAACGGUAAGACUUCAAUCACCAAGGAAGAGAUGAUAAAUUUCUUUCGCAAGAAGGGUCUUUCACGCGAGAAGGUUCUCAAAGAAGUCGAAAAAGAGUUUGAAGCUCGAGCACCUCGCUAUAAUUCAUCGGGUGACAAAUGCACUUCAGCGUUCGAAUCCUGACAAUCUGACGGUCCUAGGUCUAACUAUAGCAGUGCAGGUUCUUAUGAUAGACCAAGUGGCUCAUAUGAGGACUACUGUCCAAGAUAUUCAUCCGGCUCGUCCCAUUCUCCACCCCGUUAUGGUGAGUACGUCCAGCCAGAGAAUACUAGUCGUUCAAGGACCUAUUCAUAUAGAGAUGUAUCUUCAAGCUAUGCCCCUCCUCCUCCUCGCCACGAUACGGGGAGUAUGUCAAUUCUGAGGCUGCGGGUCGCUCAUGGACCUAUUCGUCAAGAAGAGAUUCGUCGCCACCUCCACCGCCACCUCGAGCUCCCUCACCACCGCCCGCUUCUAGAUACACACAUGAUGACUUUUAUAACAGACGUGGCCAGGAUAAUUCAUCCUAUGAUGAGCCCAUUUCUCCAAUGCAUCGCUCACGCUCUCAUUAUGAGAAGCCAAGUAGCCGGCCUAGCAGAUGA
This is a messenger RNA of Hymenoscyphus albidus, 704 nucleotides long. The record is from the annotation of a GenBank genome assembly. NCBI's taxonomy places the organism in Eukaryota, Fungi, Ascomycota, Leotiomycetes, Helotiales, Helotiaceae.